Messenger RNA from Monopterus albus (swamp eel), 3452 nucleotides. It is a transcript of the gene masp1, whose product is annotated as MBL associated serine protease 1. Gene Ontology annotation, biological process: proteolysis; complement activation. Bases 68 to 2269 code for a protein of 733 amino acids. Lineage: Eukaryota; Metazoa; Chordata; Actinopteri; Synbranchiformes; Synbranchidae. The record is from RefSeq and is a predicted model, not a curated record. Gene Ontology annotation, cellular component: extracellular region. Gene Ontology annotation, molecular function: serine-type endopeptidase activity; calcium ion binding. The transcript has 13 exons.
CCGCCGUCGCUCCGUGACCCCCGACAAAAGGAGCGGAGCGACGGACGGUGAAGUUCGUUUCUCCAUCAUGAGGCUCUUCCUGUUCCCGCUCCUCGUCCCAGUUGUGGUCGACUCUCAGCUGCUGUCGCUGUCAGGGAUGUACGGCAGCCUGCAGAGCCCAAACUUCCCGGAGCCGUACCCUCAAGACAUGGAGCUGCAGUGGAACGUCACCGUUCCUGAUGGCUUCCGGAUCAAACUCUACUUCAGCCACUUCAACCUGGAGCCGUCCUACCUGUGUGAAUACGACUACGUCAAGGUGGAGGCAGAGGGGGAGGUGCUGGCAUUGUUCUGUGGUGCCGAGGAGACAGACACGGAGGCGGUGCCAGCUCAACAGGUUAUCAACUCGCCCAGAAACUCCCUCAGUAUCUUGUUCUCCUCGGACUUCUCCAACGAGGAGAGCUACUCCGGGUUCAUGGCUCACUACAGUGCUGAGGAUGUAGACGAGUGCAGCGACCGCAGUGAUGAAGACCUGUUCUGUGAUCAUUUCUGUCACAACUACAUCGGAGGAUACUACUGCUCCUGUCGUUAUGGUUACCUGCUGCACACUGACAACCGCACCUGCAGAGUGGAGUGCAGCGGCGGUGUGUUCAGGGAACGCUCCGGUGUUCUGAGCAGUGUCGAUUUUCCUGCUCCUUACCCAAAGAGCUCCGAGUGUCUGUAUCGUAUCGAGGUGGAGCCAGGCUUCAGGCUCCUCCUCCAGUUUGAUGCCACAUUUGACGUGGAGGACCACCCUGAUGUCAGCUGCCCCUAUGACUAUGUCAAGAUUACAGCAGGAAGCAGAGAGCUUGGUCCGUUCUGUGGAGAUCGAUCGCCAGGAGUCAUUGACACCAGCAGUAACACUGUCACCGUCUUCUUCCACAGCGACAACUCAGGAGAAAAUCUUGGCUGGAGACUCACAUAUACCGCUAUAGGAAGUCAGUGUCCGGUACCCGAGAUCCCAUCUAAUGCCCUGAUAUAUCCUAUCCAAUCAGAAUACUCCUUCAAAGAUCACAUCCUGUUCACCUGUGAGCCUGGGUACAGGCUGCUGAAGUUUCAGGAUGGUGAGUUUCUGGAUCACUAUCAGGUGGACUGUCAGUCUGAUGGGUCGUGGAGCAGCAGUCCGCCUCAGUGUCAGAUGGUGGAUUGCGGGAGUCCAAAGAUGGGCAGCAUGGCAGAUGUGGUGUUUGGUAACCAUGACAACAGCACACUGUUUGGAUCGACUGUUCGUUAUGUCUGCAGGGACAACACCUUCCAACUACACCCCAACAAAAGUUCCUACAGCUGUGGUCAGAAUGGGCAGUGGAUAAAUUCAGAUGUAGGAACCAAGUUGCCGAACUGUCUGCCAGCUUGUGGCCAGCCCUCCCGCACUCUGCCCCCUCAGGUGAAGCGGAUUGUGGGUGGUUGGAGUGCCGAGCCCGGCCUAUUCCCCUGGCAGAUUCUGCUCAGUGUGGAGGAUCUGUCUCGGGUCCCUGAGGACCGCUGGUUUGGUUCUGGGGCCCUGCUGUCUGAGUCCUGGGUUCUCACAGCGGCCCAUGUCCUGAGGUCCCGGAGAAGGGACACCAGCAUUGUCCCCGUGGCCCCUGAGCACGUGAAGGUCUUCCUCGGCCUCCAUAACGCCCGAGACAAACGCCUGGCGACAAACCGCUCGGUUGAGGAAAUCUUCCUCCAUCCAGACUUCCAACCGAACAACUACAACAAUGACAUUGCCCUGCUGAAGCUGAAGGACCGGGUGGAGCUGAACAAAGUCAUCCGUCCAGUCUGUCUCCCUCCAGCUCAGAACACGGAUGACCCCCCCACACCUCUUCCCAACUCUCUAGGCAUAAUUGCUGGCUGGGGCAUCUCUAACCCCAAUUCUUCUAUGUCAUCCUCCCAUGGGGACCCCCCCACGCUAACCUCUGACCCAGCAGCGACCGCUGACCUUGGGGUGACCUCUGACCUUCUCCAGUACGUGAAGCUGCCGGUGGUUCCCCAGGAUGAGUGUCAGGCAAGCUACACCUCACGCUCUGUCAACUACAACAUCACCAACAACAUGUUCUGUGCCGGGUUCUUCGAGGGUGGAAGGGACACAUGCCUUGGGGACAGCGGGGGGGCAUUUGUGAUGGAAGACCAGGACAGGCAGAGGUGGCUGGUGUUUGGGUUAGUGUCCUGGGGUGGGCCAGAGGAGUGUGGGAGUCAGAGGGUGUACGGGGUCUACACAAGAGUGGCUAAAUAUGUGGAGUGGAUACAGAACCACCUUCAGACUGCCCCCUGAUGGUGAGACAUAUCUCAGCUGAGACUGACUGAGGACGUCGGCUCACAGCGUGAUGGAUGAAGGGAACUGCCACAGUCUGUUGGCAUUAUGUCAGAUUCAGAUCUUGUAACUACAUCAUCACCUUCUUCUUAAUAUUAGAGACAGCUCAUGCUAAAGGAGUUUUCAGAAUAAAUGUGCAGGUCUUGAUUUUCCGAUCUGUUCCAUGCAGAUUCUCAGGCUGAACAAACAAAGUUUCCAAGCUGAGCCCCCAUUUCAGAGUUAAUUUGAUAAUACACAGUAUGCAUCUAGCAUUCAACACAGAAGCAGGAAAAACUGGUAUGAAACAAGAGGCACAAUGUUCAGGCACAGAUACAGAGAUAAAAAUUAUAACAAAUAAAAUGCAAAAUCAAAGAAGAAAUGUGUGCUAGGCUAUAUUUUACUAGGGCAGAAAUCCUCGGUUGUCAAAGGUUUAAGUCUUCAUCGGUUAAUGUAGACCUGCAUUUUGUUCAGUGAAAGGGUUAGGUAUUAGGGUUAAUGUCUGUGUUUGGUAAAGUGAGACAGAGCUCAGUAUUGAUCCUGUCAUUGAUCUGCACUGCUACAGAGACACUAUGCCAACUGGACCUGAGCAGCUCCACCUGCUGAGGUUCACUUCAGCUAAUGUUCCUGCCUCUCAAUGUUUUAUGUUCUACUCCAUUCACUCACAGAGGAGAAGCCAUCACGAGUCUUUUCAUGAAAGACCUGAAGUAAAACACUCGGUAACACAUUUUCUAUCCCAGAAUCCUCUGCUGUGUUUACUCACUGCCUGUCAACAUCUAGAUACAGACUGCAGUUCAUGUGUCCAAUCGAAUAUCUCAUUACUAGAUUUAUUCUGCUAGACAGGAUAGCGCCACCUUCAGGACAAACAUUAGUUCAGAACAGAAAGUCAUGUUUCAAAUGAACUCUGCAGCCUGUGGGAGGCGCUAACAGGACCAAAGCUGCCUCUACAGGGUAACAACAGAUGAUCUCAGAUGAGAAAACAAAGAGUGAAGUCUAAGUUUUUAUCCAGAAGAAAAUCAGAUCUAAACAUAUUCUCAAUUUCUGUUCUGUUGUUAAUGGACAUGUAUUACAACCUCAAAACAGAAAAGCUUGGGACAGCAUGUAAAAUCAAAAUUAAAACUGUGAACAGUGAUGUGUAAAUCACCUGUGUUACUUUGAAACCAAUCCA